AAAACUCAUAAAACUGACCACACCCCCAAAGAAUAAAUUCAAUAAAUAUCCCAUCUUUAUUCAACUACUCAAAAACUAACAAACGACUAAUCGCCAUGGCAACUCACACAACCCUUUUUAUCCUUUUCCAUAACCUCUCCAUUUACGCUCCAUUUGUUCUAAAAAUUAGCCAAAAAUAAGAUGUCACAAAUUUCACGGUUCAUUUAAUUUUUCUGCUCCACGAGGCAUUCAGGUGGUGCUCAUGCUCAUGCGCUUUUUACGAUCGCUAUGGAUCUUCUUUAGUAAAGUGUGUAGAGUGUGAAAAGUGUGUCGUGAAUGUGUGUUUUUUUUAUAAAUAAAAAUUGGUUGUCAUAGUUACCGAAUUAAAAAAAAAUUAUGGGAUCCUCCGAGUUGACGUUGGAGUUUGUCGUGGAGCUGCAUAAAUUUUAUAAUGUGGACCUGUUUUUGAGGGGGUACUAUCAAUUGGAAUUGGCUCUGAGGGUGCUUAAUACUAAAUUACCCGUGAGGGUGGAGAUUUCAAGUGCGGGGACGGGGAAGAAGGACCCCUCGCCGAACCCCACCCACCACACAACUAGUCACUCGCAACUCCCCCCACUGCCCACCCCCUCCAACAACCCACCACCUCAACAACCACCACAGCCACACCCCCUACCAACCCUAACAACGGACUCCACCAUAACAACCACACGCCCAUUUCGUAUCCUAUUCCGUAACGAAGAACUCGAAUUAAAGGAAAUAUUCCUCUUCCGAAUCCAUUUCCAACAAGAAUUAACGUCCUCGGUAACCAUGGCAAAAAUCGUCGAGGAACUGAACAAAGUGGAAUAUUUUCUAGAUUUAAAUCUGAAAUUUAACGAUGCCAUAGUUUCCACGAGAGUUUGCCAAAUCCAUUAUUAUUUAAACUCUAGUUCGGUGCAUUAUUAUCGGAAUGUGUUUUUCGACUAUUUUCAUCUGUGUGCUGUGAGUUUUAGUAUCCACGGGGGGGUCAUUGCGGUGCAUAUAUCCAAGGGGACGUUGUUAAACUGCUCCAGCGCCAAGCCGGAUUUGAUUCCCCCCGGGAGCCACCCCUCCACACCCACCACGUGUUCCACCCCCUCAUCCUCCACGAGCUGUAUUCCUUCGUCAUCCUCGCAACUGAUCUCCUCGACGCGUUUCCUUAGCAACGCGAAAACCACGCACGAAUUAAUUAUGCAGAUUUUGCUCGAGUCUAAUUCGAGUUUGAAGACGAAAUUAAUCGAGUUUUUACAAGUGCUCGGAAGACACGAUUUGGUCGAAGGGUUCAAAUCCGGGUUCGUGUUUUGUGGGGGGAAUUUCGUCAAUUUUGAGGCGUUUCUUAAGGAGAAGAAACCCCCUGAGGAAGUGGAGGAGUUCCUUCUCAAGGCCCACAAGCAAAUCGCGUAUCUCUGCGCGGAGAACAUUUUACUCUGGCACCGGUUUCUCGACCUCAUCGUCAGCAAGGACCCCGUCCGAGUUUAUUUAGCGAAUUUACAUCAUCAGUUGAGGGUCAAGAGGUGGAGUGAGGGCUUCUACAUCACCUCGAACCCCCUGAAAUCCGCCUACACCUCCAAAGACUACACCCCCAUCGUCGAACUCCUAAAAAAGUCCAUAAACUACACUCCACUCCCGAUCGAGUGCACGGAAAUCGACGGGGACGGAGGCACAAUCCCCAUCGUAUUCGAAGACCAGUUUAUAUCCCAAGAAAACAACCCCAUGGAAACCAAAAUGGAAUGCAACUGUGGAGUCCUCAAAGAUAAUCACGAACCUUCCUCCUCCUCCUCCACCAUGGAAACUACAAAACAAGUCCAACCCGCCGAACUCUCUGCAAAAUUAACCUUGUUACUAAACCCCCCGGUAACCAUGGCAACGAAGAAAAAGAAAAAAAUAAAAAAAACCUCCACGUUGCCAAGGCGACACAGUCAGAAUUCCGAGUUUGAAAAGAAGAAACUAAGGAAAUUCUUGAGUACCCCGUUUCUCAACGAUUUCGAAUCCUCGGAAGAGGAAAUUGUUGAAUCUUCAGAGUCCUCAGAAUCCGGGUGGGAAUCCUCCGAUGACAAUUCUUCAUCUCCAUCGCAACCGAUAUUUCUCCCUCCUCCGCCACAAUUCCAGGAUAAAAUCAACCCUCCCGAGGGAUUCGCUGACUCCGUUGCCAUAGCAACCGUGGAUACGUUGAAAACCAUGGAAAAAUCAAUAAAACUCACGCCAAAAAUCACCUCACCUAAGAAAAAACCAGACCCACCCCAAAACAACCUCACGAUUCCCUAUUUCCUGAUCCCCGACGAACUCCGGAUAUUCCACCCGAAAGGCCUCCACUUGAUAAUCUGCGUCCACGGGCUGGACGGCUCCUGUCACGAUUUACGAUUGUUCAAAAUCUAUUUACAAGUGUCGCUGCCAGGCCACAAUUUGCAGUUUCUCAUGUCCCAGGAGAACCAGGACGGGACGACUUUUACGGACUUUGACAACAUGACUGAGAAGUUGGUCACGGAGAUUUUGACCCAUUUGGAGGUUAAUAAACUGAAUCCGGUGAGGGUCUCUUUCGUGGGGCAUUCCCUGGGGAAUAUCAUCAUUCGGAGUGCGUUGACUAAGAAAAAGCUGGAGUUUCUUCUGCCUAAGUUGCACACUUUUUUGAGUCUGAGUGGGCCUCAUUUGGGGACCUUGUACAACACGGGGUUGGUCACCAUGGGCAUGUGGCUGAUGCAGAAGUGGAAGAAAUCCUCGUCGCUGCUCCAACUCCAGCUGAAGGACGCCCCCCAAAUCCGCUCCACGUUCAUGUACAAACUCUCGGAAAAGUCCAAUUUGCACAAGUUCAAGUACGUCCUGCUCUGCGGGUCGAGCCAGGACCGCUACGUCCCCGUCCACUCCGCCCACGUCAUCAACUGCAAGGCCAGCCUCAAGGAUGGGUCGGCGCAGGGUGAAGCCUACCGAGAAAUGGUGAUGAACAUUCUGAACCCGAUUUUGACCAAUCCGGGGACGAAAUUGAUCCGCUACGAUGUUCACCACGCGAUUAAUCCUCACACCGCGAAUUCGUUGAUCGGGAGGGCGGCGCACAUCGCGGUGCUGGAUUCGGAGAUUUUUAUUGAGAAAUUUUUAAGCGUUAGUGGGGUCAGGUAUUUUCAGUAGGUGUGUGGGUGUCAUGGUGAUUAAUAAAGAAGUGGUUGUCAUGGUUA
This is a messenger RNA of Folsomia candida, 3161 nucleotides long. RefSeq names its product protein FAM135A-like. NCBI's taxonomy places the organism in Eukaryota, Metazoa, Arthropoda, Collembola, Entomobryomorpha, Isotomidae. The record is from RefSeq and is a predicted model, not a curated record.